Molecule: messenger RNA, 1908 nt
Organism: Penicillium pulvis
Lineage: Eukaryota; Fungi; Ascomycota; Eurotiomycetes; Eurotiales; Aspergillaceae
Product: Zn(II)2Cys6 transcription factor
Exons: 6
Coding region: 1-1908 (635 amino acids)
Biological process (GO): positive regulation of transcription by RNA polymerase II
Cellular component (GO): nucleus
Molecular function (GO): DNA-binding transcription factor activity, RNA polymerase II-specific; zinc ion binding; transcription cis-regulatory region binding
Source: RefSeq, a predicted model, not a curated record
AUGGAUCCGGUUCUUGACUAUGAUAGUCCCUACACUACUUGGACGCAAGGGAUGUCAAUAAUGGCUCCAAAAUCCUCGUCUCGACGGAUACGUAUACGGAAGUCCCGAGGCCGUGGCCUGCGCACAACAAACGGAUGGAGGCGACACCUCAAGUGCGAUGAGGGAAAGCCUAUAUGCGGCCCUUGUGUGAACAAGGACAAGAUCUGUGAAUAUGCCAACCCAGCUGAUGGUCCGAAGGCAAUUUGGACCCCCGAAAGUGCGAAUGACGAGACUCCCGCCUCUAUUAUCCAACAAAAUGGAUCACCUCAGACUAGUCGUGAAAUCUCGAGUGCAGUUAUACCAGAUUUAGCCCCGUUUGAGCCGCAUGAAAUACCGCCUGCAGGCUGGACUAGCCCAGACCUGAACGAUAACCCUCACCCAGGCGGAGUGAAUGACCAGGAUCCAGGAAGUGACGUCCUUGGAAUCUCUAGUCCAAUCAUCUUUCAAAAUAAUCAGCUUUCUCCAACCAAUGCGGCUGUUGCAGCUGUGCGGUGGUUUGGGCUGCUGACCAGUGAUGUCGCCAAGGACAGUCCUCAACAAUCAAUUAUUCCCAAUUCUUGGGAGACUGAAGGCCUGCUUCUUGAAAAAUCUAGCAAUGGCACUAACGAUCCUAGCUCACUUCAGCGCGCAACCCAAGUCCUAGACAGCCCUCCUGCCAGCAAUGGAAUUUAUGACCCUAUUGAUCCUGGUACAUUUGAAAGGGCCGCCCUCGCAGAAGGAGAGAUCUGGCAUUCGCGAGAUCCAAUUGAGCUACUGGCCAAUGAGCAAGUACUAUUUGUGCAUUUCGUACAACAUGUCAGCUCCUGGAUCGACCUUUUUGAUCCAACAAAUCAGUUUUCUACUUUUGUUGCUCACUUAGCGAUUCACAAUGCCGGGCUUUUGAAUGCUAUACUGGCACUUGCGCUACGACAUCUGGCCUUGAACCCCCACCAAGAUACCCAAAACAUUCCCGAAAAAGAGGAUGCUACCGUGCAAUACUAUUAUCAGACUCUACACUACGUGCAUAGGGCCAUGCAAUAUCCUACCUACAAGACAAGCCUGGAACUUCUCGCUACCACCCUGAUCAUCUCCGCUUACGAGAUGCUUGACAACUCAACCAACGGCUGGGAGAGGCACCUUGAAGGGGUUUUUCUAAUUCAACGCUCUCAAACCAUCCAUGGGGAAUCAGGUGGACUUCACUCUGCGGUCUGGUGGGCAUGGCUAUGUCAGGAUAUUUGGGCUGCCUUUCGCGAGCAACGAAAGACACUUACCUUCUGGGUCCCUCAAAAACCGCUUCCUGUGCUACUACCACACGAACUCGCCAAUCGGGCGAUAUAUCACGCUGCAAAGGUUAUCAGCUUCUGUGCUGACGCUACUACUGAAACCACUAUACAAAGUCGUAUGGACGAAGCGAAUAGACUUCGCGGAAUGUUAGAUGACUGGCAACAGCACCUAACAAUUGAGUUCUCGCCUUUGCCUUUGGGGCCACGGGAGACCUCAUCUUGCUUUAAACCAAUAUGGAUCAGUCCACCUGCUUUUGCUGUAGCAGUUCAGUUCUUUAGCGUGUCGCAUAUCUUAUUACUAGCCCAUGAACCGAGUAUUGGAGGAUUGGAGCAGUAUACGACACGACAGAGUAUGAUCAAACGAUAUAUUGAGGAUAUUUGUGGCAUUGCCAUGACACUCAAGGAUAGUGCAUCUAGCGUGAUGUCAUCACAGGCUUUGUUCAUCGCUGGCUUGUUCACACAAGACAAAGAUGCCCGUGAAGCCAUAUUGGCGCUUUUGGUUUCCUGUCGGCAGCGCAGCGGUUGGCCAGCUAGCCCGCUAGGGCUGGAGCUACAACAGCUAUGGGAUUGUCCUCGACCAUCUUCAGUUUCGAAAUGGUUUAUGUAG